UCAGCUGUGAGUUGUCAAUCUGUCAGGUUAUUCUGAACCAUUUGAUAAAACAGAUUGUAGUCAUAAACUAUAAGUUUUGUUUACUUUUACAAAAUGUUAAAGAAAACUAAAAAUUCCAAAUAUCCACCGCCACCUGCACCUCCAACAGUUGAAGAAAUUCUAAAGGAUAUGGAAACUUUUCAUGUCGACUUGAGUGCCGAGGCAUUAAGAAGACAAUCACCGACUAAUGAUGUGCAACACCAGGAUUGGUGGAAUCGCUUCGAGCAGGCAGUCGCUGAUCACAAAAACCUGAUAAUGCUCGACAGUGAAAUUAGGAAUUACCAGCUUAAGUUGGAAUCGACCAAAAUAGAACUGGAAACUGAAGCUCAGUUGCUUAUGAAUGCUAUCCAAGAGCAAAGAGAGAAAAUGGAUGAAGUUUUGCAAAAAGGGAGUAGUUGAGUUUAAAUACCGAAUGCUGAAAUUGUUAAAAAUUCAAACAUAAAUUAGUGCACAAUAAUUUGAAUGUUUAAUAAAUAUACAUUAACAUAUUGCAAUUUUUGUAUACGAAAUCGUUUGUCGGAAUCUAUUGUAUGACUAAUUUAUAUUUAAUAAUAUGGAAUGUAAAUAUCCGCUAUAUAUGUAUACAUUCCCCCAGAAAAUAUGUGCAGUGUUUGCUUUUUUCAGUUUAGAAUAUAAGUAACCAAUUAAUA
Molecule: messenger RNA, 689 nt
Organism: Zeugodacus cucurbitae (melon fly)
Lineage: Eukaryota; Metazoa; Arthropoda; Insecta; Diptera; Tephritidae
Exons: 1
Coding region: 94-438 (114 amino acids)
Source: RefSeq, a predicted model, not a curated record